AUGGAUGUUGAUCUCGAGUUAGGAAUGAACAUAUCUUGCAAAGAGCUGCGAGUGCUUUUACUUCAGGAAUUCCGUUUGGGUCACAAAACAACGGAAGCAACAAGCAACAUAUGUAGCACGAUGAGCAAGGAUGCACUCUUCAUUCAUACAGCGCAAGAUUGGUUCAAUUGGUUCAAAAACGAUAACUUCGAACUCGACGAUUUACCUCGUGCCGGAAGACCACUUGAAGUGGAUAUGGAUGUUUUGAAGCAGCUUGCCGAAGAAGAUCCUAGAUUGACUACACGGUGUUUAGCAGAGCGACUUGGGUGCUCUCAUGCUACAGUGGAAACACAUCUGCGCGAAUUAGGCAAAACGUGGAAAUAUGGAGUUUGGAUACCACAUGAAUUAUCACCACUUCAGCUCCAACACAGAGUUGACGCUUGUAUGAAAUUAUUAACGUCUCAUCACAACUACCAAUGGCUCCACAAUCUUAUUACUGGCGAUGAAAAACUUGGCUCCUACAGACUACCACUUGUACCAUUCGCCGUCCAAUCAUCUAAACGAGAAAAAAUUCGACGACGAAAAGCACCUCAAAAUGGAUCUUGCCGACUUCUUCGGCCAAAAGUCCCAGGACUUCUACGAACGUGUGAACUUUUCGCUACCAGAGCGCUGGCGACAAGCCAUAGAUACUAA
Messenger RNA from Rotaria socialis, 672 nucleotides. The record is from the annotation of a GenBank genome assembly. NCBI's taxonomy places the organism in Eukaryota, Metazoa, Rotifera, Eurotatoria, Philodinida, Philodinidae.